UUCAAUUCAUAUUUCUUAUUUUAAGUAGAGCUAAUUUUGUUGCCUUCGUUAAUAGGUUUUCUCCCUACACCGCAUCAUUGUGGCUCAACUUUGUUGUGAAGGAGAUUUCAAACCAUGGCAACUGGCUUUGAGAAGCCAUCUCCCAGGUAUACACACUCUGAUUGGACUGCAAGCUCUCGGGUCCUGAUAAAACAUUCUGAACAGUUGAGGGAUACAGCCAAUAAGAUCAUACAAGAUGUAAAAUGUACGAUGGAAGAAGCCACCAUUCAGAAUAACUGGGUCCAGAGGAACACACAGAGGAACUUGUGCAGCAGAAUGGAGGAGCUGACUCAGUGGAAUGAACAGAUAGGAAACUGCAUCGAUAGGCUUGACAGAGAACUUGGCUGCUUGGAGAAGGUAAAGAUCGCAGCAGAGGAAUGUCUGCAGGAGAGGCUGGUGUAUCUGAAUAUUGUCCUGGAAUGUUUUACUCUGCGGGAUGUACGACAGGGUGGUGACCUGAUCCACGACCCCUUUGAGGCCCAGUUAAAGAAGGAGAAAGAGCUUUGUGAGAGCAUGAAAGACCUGUUUCAGAAGAAGAUUUUUGCUUCAUUGAACCAAUUAAGGUCUCUCAGUGAAAUUCGUAAAAAGCUUGCUGCGGAUUACCAGGAUACAGCUAAAGCUGUAAAACUCAAUGGCCAGUGUCUUUCAUUUGACCCCAAGUCACCAGCAGUGGGGUACAAGUGUCACACCAUGCUCAUGACAAAGGACAUCCUCAGCUAUGAGGAGUGGGCUGCCCACUGUGAUAAUUUGAAGAAGACUGGAGAGAAGGAGGUUGCUCAAAGUGCUCUGUUUCGUGGAGACCUGGAAGUAGCUUUGUCAAAGGCAGCUAACAUGGCAGAAGCCCAGCACAGUGCUACCGAGUUUGCUCUUCGAAAGAGACUACACGAGCUCAACCAAGCAAAAGAUAACCUGGAAUGGGAGAAACAACACAUCAACGAUACAAUAAGUGAACUGGUGAAGGAGAUUCAGAAUUUAGACCUUCAAAUCCAGAACACAGCCAAUCAGAUCAAGCUGUCUCACACACGGCUGGAAACACUAUCCCAUCGCUCUAAUGCUGAGCUUUGCAAGGACCAGCCCCAUAUAGGUUUGUUGCAUGAAACUGAACAACUGGAAAGAAAUGUGUUUUCUUUGAAGAAGAAGAUAGUUUUGUCUCAGAAUGUAUUAAAAGAGAUGCUGAGACAUCUGUCCCAUGUGGAGGAUGAGCUGUGCCACAAGACAAGGUCAAUUGAGAUUGAUACCAAGUGCCAGGAGAUAAGAAGGAACCUUCUUCCACUAAGACGAAAUCCUGCAGCCUCCAUCAAUCGUACUGAGUACCAGCUGUCCCCUCUGAAUUCUUGGCAAAAGGAAUAUCAGUGAGAGACUUCACCAUAGUUGUUGAAACUAUACACUAUAAUUGUCAAGAAAGACUGUACUUCUAAAUUUCCAAGUUACUUUACAGUGCAGUUAUUUUUGUAAUGCUUUCCUUAUUGAAUAAAAGCAUUCAGUCAUGCA
Messenger RNA from Lepisosteus oculatus (spotted gar), 1530 nucleotides. Lineage: Eukaryota; Metazoa; Chordata; Actinopteri; Semionotiformes; Lepisosteidae. The record is from RefSeq and is a predicted model, not a curated record.